Molecule: messenger RNA, 3694 nt
Organism: Uloborus diversus
Lineage: Eukaryota; Metazoa; Arthropoda; Arachnida; Araneae; Uloboridae
Product: rabankyrin-5-like
Exons: 23
Coding region: 53-3490 (1145 amino acids)
Cellular component (GO): cytoplasm
Molecular function (GO): protein binding; metal ion binding
Source: RefSeq, a predicted model, not a curated record
UGAGUUUGAUUAGUGUGCUGUGAAUGUUGUGAUUUCCUCUUUCCCGCAAAUUAUGGCUGAUGAAAAAGCCAAGCUUGAGCAUCACUUAACAUUACUCAGAGAGGAAUAUGUUAAGCUUCAAGCGAGAUUGGCAGAAUCGGAAAAGAAGUACAACAUUGCUGCUGCUCAAUUAGGAAAUAUUAGUGGUGAAUCUUUUAUAGUUCGGUUGUUAAAAACAGUUGCUGACCUUUUUGAUAAAGAAUUAUAUAGUGAUUUACGAGUGGAACUUGAUGGACAUACUAUCAGAGCUCACAAAUUUGUCCUCUCUUCUCGAAGUAAUAAUUGGGGUGUUCCAGAUUUAGCCGAUGUUGAUUACUUAGACUUAUCAGAUAUUCCUCAUCAUAUUGGUUUGGCCCUGAUGAAAUGGGUUUAUACAGAUGAACUAGAGUUGAAUAAGCCAGAUAGCUUCUUCUUGGAUCUUAUGCGAUUUGCUAAAAGAUUUGAGCUGAAAAGUUUAGUGGACAGGUGCGAAAAUGCUCUUCUUUCUUCUGUUAAUGUUCACAACUGUGUCAAGUUUUAUCAAGCAGCUGAUGAAAUUGAUGCCACAACGUUAAAGAAGCAUUGUUCUCAACUUAUAUCAAACCAUUGGAAUGAUUUUACAAGGGAUGAUUUUGUUCACAUGAGUGCCUCUCUGCUGUAUAAAAUGUUUAAAGCUAAAACUGAUUACAUUUUACAUACUGCUAUUAAGAUACAAAGAGAAGAUGUGGUAUUUCUUUUCUUGAUUGAAUAUGAUUCUCAGCUAGUUACAAAAGUAAAUGAAUUGGAUGAUAAUGAUGACAUUCCAUUGGAUUUGGCCUUGAAGAGUUGUCAAGAAAGCAUCGCCCAAACUCUUGUAAAACAUAAAGCUAAUGUUAACCAAACUGAUAAUCGAGGCUGGACCUUGUUGCACAAAGCCAUUGAAAGAGUUGAUGCAUUUUCAUCAUUAUUUUUAAUCAACCACAAAGCAUCUGUAAAUGUCACAAUACCAUCAGAAAAGGCAACUCCCUUGCAUUUAGUUGCUAGUUUAAAUCUAAAAGUACACUCUAAAGAAGUUACAACUGGAAUGACAGAAGUUGCAUCUAAAUUACUUCAGCAUGGAGCUAAUCCUAAUCUUCAAGACAUCAAUGGAGAUUCCUGUCUGCACCGUGCCAUUGCUGCUCAGAAUGCCCCGAUUUUUGAGCUGCUCCUAAAACACGAACAUUUGGAUUUGGAAAUUAAAAAUGCUGAUGGACAGACAGUGUUGUGGUUUGCUUUAGAUAAAGGAAUAGGUGGCUAUGAUGAUAAUAGUUUUGCAGCAAAGUUAGUAAAGAGGGGAGGUUGCUUAGAUGCAGUUUGUCCUCUUAAUGGUGACACUUUGCUGCACUUAGCAUGUAGAGCACGUAAUGAAGAUGCUGGAAUUUUCCUGUCAGUGCAUGGAGCCAAGCCAAAUUUGACUAAUAAUAAGGGUGAAGCACCUCUUCACAUAUCUUGUUCAAAUGGAUUGUCUUCCUUGACAAUGGUGCUUUUGCAAAAAGGUGCCAAUCCUAAUCUUCAGACAACAGCUCCUGUUACUAUUACCAGUAUGGCAUUAGAUGAUGAAGAAGUCAUUUACCAGCAAACUCCUUUGCAUCUUGCCAUUUUGGGACAGCAUGAAGAAACAAUACAAUCUAUAAUUGAUCACAAAGCUUUUGCCCAAGUGAGUCAAGGAGAAAAUGUUGUUGUUCCAAACUUCAACAUAAAGAACUCAAAAGGCGACACACCUUUAAGCUUAUCUCUUGAACUGAAUCUUCUCAAAGUUGCUCAGAAGCUUCUCUCGGGUGGAGCCAAUAUUGAUGUUAAGAAUGAUGAUGGCUUAACCUUACUUCAUCAGGCUAUUACUAAUCAGAAUACUGAAGCUGCUCUCUUUUUGUUGGAAAAUGGAGCUGAUUUUUCUGCAAAAACUCAAGAAAAUGAGAAUCCUCUUCAAUUGGCAGUGAAGCGUCAUCUUCCAGCUGUAGUAGACGCUUUAUGUCGUGCCGGGGCCGAUUUGAAUGCAAGAGAUGAAAAGGGUGACAGUGCACUUUGGUUGGCCCUUGAAAGUGGACAAGAAGACGUUGCUUCUAUACUGGUAAAGCAUGGCUGUGAUACAAAUUGUUGGGGUGAAGGUCCUGGUGGUUGUUACCAAACUCUUCUGCAUCGUGCAUUGGAUGAAAACAAUGAAUCUGUUUCUUGUUUUUUAAUCAGAAGUGGUUGCGACAUGGAUAGCCCUCGAAGACCGAGUCCUGAAGGGCGUGGUGAAGAAGAAGCCUUUGAUGGACAGAGUGCCCUGCAUUUAGCUUGUGCUUGGGGUCUUGAACAAGUUGUACAGACAUUAAUAGAGCAUGGUGCUGAUGUUAAUCUUCAGGAUUCCGAACUGAAAACACCUUUGCAUACUGCUAUAGCCAAUCAAAACCCUGUCAUCAUUAGCUUAUUGUUAUCAUGCCCUGCUUUAGAUUUAAGUUUAAGAGAUAGGCAAGGUUGUACGCCUUUUGCAGCUGCCAUGACAGUUCGUAACAAUAAAGCUGCUGAAGCUAUUUUAUCUCGGGAACCUCGAGCCGCUGAACAGCAUGACAAUAAAGGUCGAAAUUUCUUGCAUUUGGCCAUUCAGAAGAAGGAUAUCGAAAGUGUGUUAUUUCUUUUAAGCAUUCAUGUAAACAUUCAUUCUCGCAUACAAGAUUCAUCUCAACUUACACCACUGCAUCUGGCUGUUGAAUCUGGAUCUGAAAUCAUCGUCAGGAACCUUUUACUCGCAGGUUCUCAGGUGAAUGAUCUAACACCUCAAAAACAAACAGCCCUUCAUAUCGCAGCUGCCCAUGACCACAGCACUCUUUGUGAAAUACUUUUGUCAAAUGGUGUGGAGUUUGAUGCUGUUGACACCAAUCAAAACAAUGCUCUGCACAUUGCUUGCCAAAAGGGAAAUUUGGCUUCGUGUCGUGUUCUGCUGACGGAAUCUCAGAUCAAUGCUGAAGCUGUGAACUUAAGAGGACAAAAUCCUUUACAUGUUUUAUGCCAGUAUGGAAAAGAAAAUGCUGCAGCUAUUUUUGAGUUGUUCAUCGAAUGUAUGCCUGUUUAUCCCAUAGACACUACUGAUGCUGAAGGCAAUACACCUUUGCUGUUAGCCUACAUGAACGGAAAUGGCAAUUUGUGUAGGGCUCUUGUGCGUAGUGGAGCUUGUUUAGGAAGCUGUAACCGCCAAGGUGUAAAUAUCUUCAAUACACAAGUAGCAACAAAGCAAUUACUUUAUCGACUGUUAGAUUUUUUGCCGAAAGAACCUCCGUGGUGUGAAGGGGAAACAUGCAUGGAGUGUACAGCAAAAUUUGGGAUUAAAACUCGUAAACAUCACUGCCGUCACUGUGGGAGAGUGUUGUGUGGCAAAUGUUCCGAUAAAGAUGUUCCCAUUCUGAAGUUUGGAUUAAACAAGCCUGUCAGAGUAUGCGAGCUGUGUUUUGAUGUUUUGACAGUUGGAGCUAUAUAAUUGUAAUUUUAGCAUAGAAAAUGUUACUAACUAGUCAGACUCUGUUCAUUAAACUGUAUAUUGUGGAUUGAUUUUAGGCCAACACAUUACCAAAAAGCAUCAUUAGUCCUACCUUUUGGCUGAAAAUUUAUAUUUUUUUACACUGUAUCGAAUUUGUUUUUAAUCUUCAACAAAGAUUUCAAUGUUUUUACAUCAUUUGCCAAA